UCAUUGCCUCACCUGUAGAGUCAAACAAACAAAGCAACUCCUGUUGCCUCCCAAUCAAAUGCUGCGACUGUACUUUUUAGAAGUCUUUGAAAAUACAAUUUUGAAAGCUUGACUGUUUAUUUAUUUUUCGUAAUUUCAGCAAUGGAGCCUUGGGAAAGGUUUGGUUAGUUUCUGGAUCGAUUUAUUUUAAAUCAGACCGAUUUCCUCGUGAGAGCUGGAUACUAGUUCGUGUUCUUCCAACACACCCUCCUCGCACAGCCGUCUUUGAUCCAACUUUACAUCGGGGAUUCGGCCUUUGUUUGGUCUCGUACCGUUUAAAGGGCUUCCACUUCUCACAGCAAAGAUGUCGAUUAUGGGUUUAAAGAAGAAACAACCAAAGACUUUUAAAGUCAAAGUUGUCACCAUGGACGCAGAGAUGGAAUUUAGCUGCGAGGUGAAAUGGAAAGGGAAAGAUCUGUUUGAUCUGGUGUGCCGGACUGUAGGAUUAAGGGAGACCUGGUUCUUUGGGCUACGGUACAUAGUAAAGGAUACUUAUGCGUGGCUCAAGAUGGAGAAAAGGGUAUUGGACCAAGAGGUUCCGAAAGAAGAUCCAAUCACAUUUCACUUCCUGGCUAAGUUUUUCCCAGAGAAAGUGGAGGAGGAGCUAGUGCAGGAAAUCACACAGCACCUCUUCUUCCUGCAGGUGAAGAAGCAGAUAUUGGAUGAAGAAAUCUACUGCUCCCCUGAAGCCUGUGUGCUAUUGGCAUCCUAUGCUGUUCAAGCAAAGUAUGGAGAUUAUGACCCAAAUUUUCACAAACUGGGAUUUCUGGCACAAGAUGAGCUUUUGCCCAAAAGAGUUUUAAUGCAGUAUCAGAUGACAGCAGACAUGUGGGAAGAAAAAAUAACUGCUUGGUAUGCUGAACACAGAGGCAUUGCAAGGGAUGAAGCUGAAAUGGACUAUUUAAAGAUUGCACAAGAUCUUGAAAUGUAUGGAGUCAGCUACUUUUCCAUUACACAAAAUAAAAAGGACACCGAGCUGUUGCUUGGAGUUGAUGCCCAAGGGCUUCACAUUUACAGCCCCAACAACAAACUGAGCCCCAACAAAUCAUUUCCAUGGAGUGGAAUUAGAAACAUUUCCUACAGCGAGAAAGAGUUCACGAUAAAACCAUUAGACAAGAAGAAGGAGGUUUUCAAGUUCUACUCUUCGCAACUCAGAGUAAAUAAAUUGAUUCUGCAGCUGUGUAUUGGUAACCAUGACCUCUUCAUGAGGAGGAGAAAGGUGGACUGCAUUGAGGUUCAGCAGAUGAAGGCUCAGGCUAGAGAGGAGAAGGCGAGAAAGAAGAUGGAGCGUCAGAUUCUGGCACGGGAGAAACAGUUGAGAGAAGAGGCUGAGAGAGCGAACGAAGAGAUGGAGAGACGGCUCUUUCAGCUGCAGGACGAGUCUCGUAUAGCCAACGAGGCGCGGCUCCGCUCCGAGGAGACAGCAGACCUGCUGGCAGAGAAGGCGCAGAUCGCAGAGGAGGAGGCCAAGCUGCUGGCUCACAAAGCAGCCGAGGCGGAGCAGGAGAUGCAGCGGCUGGAGGUGACGGCCCUGAAGACCAAGGAGGAGAGGCGCCUCAUGGAGCAGAAGAUGAGAGAGGCAGAGCUGCUUGCAGUGAAGCUGGUGGAGGAGUCAGAGCGAAGGUCAAAAGAAUCAGAUCAUUUAAAGCAAGACCUGAGUGAGGCUAAAGAUGCAGAACGCAGAGCCAAACAGAAGCUGCUGGAGAUAACUAAAUCCACCUAUCCUCUAAUUGCAGCCUACAAUUGCCAUCCUCUGCCCCUUGAUGGUGAAGACCUGAACCUGGACAGUGGAACCGUCAAGAUAGACUUCAAGGACACAGACAUGAAGAGGCUGUCGAUGGAAAUUGAGCGAGAAAGAUUGGAGUACGUGGAGAAGAGUAAAAACCUCCAGGAUCAGUUGAAGGAGCUGAAGACGGAAAUCGAAUCCCUGAAGCUUGAGGAGCAGCAGGCAGGGAUGUUCCCUCUCCGCGGAGGGGAGGCCAGGGCUUACCCCCCACUCAGUAACGUCGGGCACUAUGAUUCAGAAGUUAUCUACAUUUGAAAACCCCAGGGGAGAUUAUGGAAAAAAUCAUACCGAGCGCAAUUCUUCUCUUAUGACUCAGAUGGCCUUCCUGGAGGAGGUCUAAUGAUAACGACUUAUUGCAGAUUAUUAAGACUCAAGGAACACGCUGCAUCACGAUAUUACCUGGAGAACACAUGUCAAGUGCAGUAAAGUAUAACGUAAGGAUCCAUUUGUACACAUGAAAGGUCUAAUAAUGCAUGCAUUUUAAUAGCCUUUGCAGGCCAAAUGACCCCAGCAAGACUUGGGUUUGGACACCGCUGGAGUUUGCCUCAUUUUGUGAAGUUUAUCCCAGUAAGGGUGCAGACUAUAGACAACAACGGGAACAUUGCGCUGGCAAAUGGGUCGGUGUGAAUAACUGUUCAAACCCAUCGUUAAACUGAUGCUGUUCAAAUUUGUUUUGGUGUGAACUGUAACAGCAAAUGCAAAUGUUAAAAAAUGAAUUUGAUAUUCUGUUCAUGCAAACAGUUUCAAAAUGCCGUUCAUCUGCUAACUGCACAUAUCCGUUUGAAGACACGUUGCAGAAUACACUCCUGCUUUGUAAUUUGUCUAGUGCCAUUAUGAUUUUAACUUCUGUGACCUCCUAAACUAACCAGGGAAGUGUAUUACUUAGGUAAAUAGGUAGUGAGAUCAAACUAUCCAUUUAACAUCUACAGCAAUAGUUUAUUGAAUUUAUAAUGCCGGUUUUACGAGCAAUGCAUAAAAUACUCCUAUAUUUCUCUAUUGUUCUGACAGUGCCUAUUAAUUUAUAUGCAUAUUUGUUCAACCACAAAAUACGCUUCCAAGUUUGUAAUUAAUUCUAGUAGCACUUUCCAUUUUAUGAUUUACUUUGACAUUAUUUGAGUUAAAACACUACAAUAUAAUUUUCAAUACACUAUUUUUUAAACACAGUUCAUUACAUUUAGGAUUUUGAUGCAGUACGUAACAAUACCAUUUUUUUAUGUGCAGUUAUUAAAUAUUUUCAGUACUUCAUGAUUUGAAGUAAGUUUAAACGCAUAAUUGUUUACUAUUAUUUUAAAGGGUUAUUGAUUUGCCUUUGUGUGACCAUAUUAACUGCUGCUUCUGGCCUUUGUGUAUGUAUGUUACACAUCAGUCACUACAGUCUGUUUUAAACUUUGCUAUUAAAUUGGCGCUUAUAUCUUU
Molecule: messenger RNA, 3241 nt
Organism: Polyodon spathula (Mississippi paddlefish)
Lineage: Eukaryota; Metazoa; Chordata; Actinopteri; Acipenseriformes; Polyodontidae
Gene: nf2b
Product: neurofibromin 2b (merlin)
Exons: 18
Coding region: 344-2080 (578 amino acids)
Biological process (GO): regulation of gliogenesis; regulation of cell shape; regulation of organelle assembly
Cellular component (GO): apical part of cell; filopodium; adherens junction
Molecular function (GO): actin binding; cell adhesion molecule binding
Source: RefSeq, a predicted model, not a curated record